CGUAGAGUGUCGUGUUUUGUUGUCGCGGUUCGGCUUGUAUUUCGCAUUCGAUCGCACAUUUUAAGUUUUUGUUUUGGGAAGGUUUUCCUUACCCACAGACACACUCACACAAACACACAGACACGCCGACAUGCCGAGUCGGCGGCAGAACAGUAGAGGAAAACAUAACAAAUAGGGCGCAAGCACCUUGGCCGGUGUUGUUGUUGGCCGCAAGUUAGUGUUUUGUUGUUCUGCGAAAUUCGUCAAGCUUAAGCGCUGGAUAGUUCUACCACUAGGCGGUGAAGAGUGCGAGCAGAGUGCGUGGGUGAUUUUGGUGGUGUUGUAUACAAAUUCCGGUGACCGGUGGGCCGCGCGCGCGCGUGGCAAAUUAGUGACCGCCGUGUUGUAGAACACACAAACACAGGAACUUCUGUGUGCUGGAUCCCGUCAAUUGGCCGUAACUCAAGUAGGCAGCCAAUCAAACUGGUUUACUCAAAAGAUAAAACACGUUUCUUAAUUAAGCCUUUUAAAUAAAUUAAUUCGUAUAAUUUGCUUUUCAUUUCAAACAUACAAAACAAUUCUUGUCGAAUAAUCUCAGCUUUAAAUAUAUCUUUUAGUGUUGAUAAUUGAAUUAUAAUUAUUACUCUUUUUAAUGGAUCAAUUUCCUUUUUGAUUUGAUUCUUUCUUUUCUAGGGAACAUUUUUGUUGUUGUUUUUAUUUUCUCUCUUUUAGUUAAUUUAUUAUUGUUUCCAUAAUGUGAAUACAAAUUGAGAUUCUAAGAAAUCCAACACUAAAAAGUGCACAAAACAGACUUUUCGAAAAAGGAAGCCCCACCCAUAUGUAGCCCAAAUGUUUCCGCGAACGACAUUCCGAUGCACUGGCAUCUGAAGGGCUCCCAGAACCCUCCAGAAUCGGCGCAACCGGCGGGAGAGGAGUGCAACCAGCCCUACAAGGACCUGCGAUCUGGCAACUGGAAAAUGACAAAUUUGAACAAACUCAAGGUGGUAGUCAUUGGCAGCUCCAAAGUGGGAAAAUCAGCCGUCACCGUGCGAUACCUGACCAAACGCUACAUCGGCGAGUACAGCUCAUCGCGGGAUUUCGUCUACCGACACGGAGUCAUCUACGACAAUGUUACAACCGAGGUGGAGAUCUUGGACACGUCCAAAUGUGAUAAACGAGGUUGCCUGUACGAGCAUCUUCGCUGGGGCGACGCGUUCGUCGUGGUGUACUCCAUCUGUGAUAAGGCCAGCUUCGAGGAGGCCGCUGAUUAUUUGCAGCAGCUGACCAAGCUCAAGCUGCCCUCGUACUACACGAUCCUGCUGCUGGGCAACAAGAGCGAUCUGGACCACGCGAGGGAAAUCUCCGUCAACGAUGGCCAGGAGCUGUCCUUCCGCUACUCGUGCCAAUUCUACGAGGUGUCUGCGGCGGAAAAUUUCGCCGGAGUUUCGCUCGCGUUCCAGUCGCUAAUUAGGGAGGCCCGCUCGACGCAGCUCUUUCGGGCCCUGCCCCUGCGGAGAAAACUGGGCGUCAACUCGGUGUCCAAGGCCCUCGGGAACAUCUUCGGCAAGAACAGCAAGGGCGAGCGCAAGAAACGGCCCUCGCUCAGCAUAUGACCGAUGACUAUGAUGCCGACCACGACGGCAGAACUUUUUUCCUAUUAAUUAGCUAAAGUAGACUUUAGUUUUGAUAGCGCCUGUAAAUAUAGCUUUUUGUACAGAGUUAAGGCUAAUGUUAAGACCAUUCGUUAGAAGAGAUAAGAUAAAUGAAAAUAUUUACGACAACCAUUCCAGAGUUGAACAUGUGCCAUUUCAUGGCCAAUUGCAUGUACAAAAGAUUUUGUAAAUGAUUAGAGUUAAGACAUGCUCUCUACAAACUGAUUAAACUGACAACUAUUUUAACAACAUCCUGGCAAAAGAACAGGGAACACCAAUCGUUCCUAUUUCAUUUAGAGUUAAGUUGAAAAUUCAAUUUGCAAAAAGACAACGGAAUUACAAAAUUUUGAUUGGA
Messenger RNA from Culex pipiens pallens (northern house mosquito), 1986 nucleotides. RefSeq names its product ras-related and estrogen-regulated growth inhibitor-like. The record is from RefSeq and is a predicted model, not a curated record. Lineage: Eukaryota; Metazoa; Arthropoda; Insecta; Diptera; Culicidae. The transcript is spliced from 7 exons. Gene Ontology annotation, molecular function: GTPase activity; GTP binding. The coding region runs from base 852 to 1592 and encodes 246 amino acids.